Messenger RNA from Quercus robur (English oak), 1120 nucleotides. Its product is annotated as probable 3-beta-hydroxysteroid-Delta(8),Delta(7)-isomerase. The transcript has 5 exons. NCBI's taxonomy places the organism in Eukaryota, Viridiplantae, Streptophyta, Magnoliopsida, Fagales, Fagaceae. Gene Ontology annotation, cellular component: membrane; endoplasmic reticulum. Gene Ontology annotation, molecular function: cholestenol delta-isomerase activity; C-8 sterol isomerase activity; steroid Delta-isomerase activity. The coding region runs from base 176 to 850 and encodes 224 amino acids. The record is from RefSeq and is a predicted model, not a curated record. Gene Ontology annotation, biological process: sterol biosynthetic process.
AGCUAUCUCAAAUGUACACGCGUAUUGCAUAAACCAAAAUUAUUGUAACUCUCUGCGGAUUGACUUUUUUAUAUAUAGACUAGAUGUAGAAAAUAAGCUCCCAUGUCCUUUGGUCUGUAAGCUCUCUUCUCUCUCUGCUCCUUACAGGGCUUCGAGUUCUCUUAGGAAAGCGAAAAUGGAGGGAUCUCAGAGCCAUGAGGAACAUCCAUACAUACCUAGAGAUCUAAAGUUGCCAGGUUUCGUGCCAGGUGUCCUCUCACAGUCCACCAUUGUUGGUUUCUAUGCCGUCUCUUCCUUGCUCGUUGUUUCCACCAUUUUCAUCCUCUCCGGGGGAUCACCCAAAAGAUCCAAGACUGAAAGAUGGCUCAUGUGCUGGUGGGCUUUCACAGGCCUCACUCAUAUGAUUCUUGAGGGUUAUUUUGUUUUUUCUCCAGAAUUUUAUAAGGAUAAAACUGCUUGUUACCUGGCUGAAGUUUGGAAAGAAUACAGCAAAGGUGAUUCGAGAUACGCAGCAAGGGAUGCAGGAGUUGUUGCUGUUGAAGGACUAACUGCAGUGUUGGAGGGUCCAGCUAGCCUUUUAGCAGUGUAUGCAGUAGCUACUGGAAAGUCAUACAGCUAUAUACUUCAGUUUGCCAUUUCUCUUGGCCAGCUCUAUGGAACUGCUGCAUAUUUCAUAACCUCUUGGUUGGAAGGCGAUAACUUUGCUGCAAGCCCAUUUUACUACUAUGCAUACUAUAUUGGAGCAAAUGCCUCCUGGGUUGUAAUACCCACACUCAUUUCCAUCCGUUGUUGGAAGAAGAUUUGUGCGGCAUUCCAAGUCCAAGGCCAGAAAAAGACAAAAGUCCGUUGAGUUGUUUUUGAAUUCCUUGAUUCCUGAAGUUUCAGAAUUCUGAUUAUGGAAAUUGUAGUUUCUUUUGAUAUAAUAGUUUUCUCAGUGAUGCACUUACCCCGGGUGAAUCAGAAACAUUGACUCAAGGAUUGCAGUCAGCAAAAUAGACAUUUUUUUGAUAGCACAACUUUCCAAGUAAUUACAAAUUUCUUGCACUAAGAUUGUUUUAGUGAAUGUUUUGCUACGUUAUCAAUAUUUCGAAUUACAAGUUUACUCAUUGAUUGUAUCUAA